Molecule: messenger RNA, 1560 nt
Organism: Cuscuta epithymum
Lineage: Eukaryota; Viridiplantae; Streptophyta; Magnoliopsida; Solanales; Convolvulaceae
Source: the annotation of a GenBank genome assembly
UCUAAAUGACUUUUUUAUUCACAAAUCUAGGAUUUAGGAACUCCCAAGGACCCAUUUCCAACCAGAAUGCAAAUUGAAAGACCACGAAAACAUCAUUGUACUACUAAGUAACAGCUAAGUAACAACCCACGUGCCUGGUUUUACCUUCCCUCCCUCCCCUUCUUCAACCACCACCAUCUCUCCAUUCCGGCAAAUACCAUAAUGGGAAGCGCAGGCACUGCGGCGGUGGAGGAGAUAACGGAGCCUUUCUUGGAAGAUGACAAGGCGGCGGCGGCGGCGGAGGUGGAACUGAUUCCAGAUUGGAAGGAGCAAAUUACAGUGAGGGGUCUGGUGGUAAGCGCUGUGCUGGGGACGCUCUUCUGCAUAAUCACCCACAAGCUGAAUCUCACAGUUGGGAUCAUCCCCUCCCUCAAUGUUUCCGCUGGCUUGCUCGGCUUCUUCUUCGUCAGGACUUGGACCGCCUUCCUCUCCAAACUGGGCUGUUCUGUUCGACCCUUUACCAGGCAAGAGAACACCGUCAUUCAGACAUGUGUUGUUGCUUGCUAUGGCCUCGCUUUUAGCGGUGGAUUUGGAUCGUAUUUACUUUCAAUGGAUGAGAAAACAUACCAGCUGAUCGGAAAAGAUUAUCCUGGCAAUAGGGCAGAGGAUGUGAAAAAUCCAGGGUUGUUAUGGAUGAUGAGUUUUAUAUUUGUUGUCAGUUUUCUUGGCCUUUUCAGCCUUGUCCCACUUCGCAAGGUAAUGGUUCUGGAUGAUAAACUAACAUACCCCAGUGGUACUGCCACGGCGAUGCUAAUAAAUAGCUUUCACACACGUACUGGAGCCGAACUUGCAAGGAAACAAGUGAGCUGUCUAGGAAAAUACUUGAGCAUUAGUUUCUGCUGGAGCUGCUUCAAAUGGUUUUUUAGUGGUAUCGGUGAUUCAUGUGGAUUUGACAAUUUUCCUUCCCUUGGGUUGCCAUUGUUUAACAAUACGUUCUAUUUUGACUUCAGUCCUACGUACAUUGGGUGUGGCCUUAUCUGCUCUCACAUAGUCAACUGUUCAGUUCUUCUUGGAGCAAUUAUAUCGUGGGGUUUCCUUUGGCCAUUUAUUUCUCAGCGUGCUGGUGAUUGGUAUCCAUCAGAUCUUGGGAGCAGUGAUUUUAAAGGUCUCUAUGGCUAUAAGGUUUUUAUAGCUAUUUCUCUUAUUCUUGGUGAUGGUGUUUAUAACCUGAUCAAGAUAAUUGUAAUCACUGUAAGGGAAAUGUGCAGAAGUAGCAGCAACCAGAAUAAUCUUCCUAUGACCGCAGAGCUCUCAGAUGGUAAUACUUCCAAGUCACAACUUGAGCAGACAAAAAGAGACGUAUUUCUGAAAGAUGGGAUACCGUUAUGGGUUGCAGCUUCUGGAUAUGCAGUAUUAGCUUCUAUAUCUACAGUCACAAUGCCAAAUAUCUUCCCUCCACUUAAGUGGUAUUUAGUUCUUUGCGCCUACAUAAUUGCCCCUGCCCUUGCCUUCUGCAAUUCCUAUGGUACAGGACUUACCGACUGGAGUUUGGCCUCAACUUAUGGGAAGAUUGGUCUAUUC